AGCACUGCGAGUUACUGGAGCCUAGCAACACGAGAGAGGUGCUUGAGUGAAUAUUGAAGGUACGAUUAAAGGUGUGUAACUGAAGCAGAUUUUGAGAUUUUUGUUUCCAGGAAGCCAGGUUCAAUGGAGGUUGCAACAUUGGAAGCAGAGAUUGCUGAAGUUUUGAAGGAUAUCAAAUCUCUUCAGCAGGAGAUUGACCCGUUAAAUGAGCAGUACGAGACGUUGUGUGAGGAAUUGAAGGUUGUUGAGGAGAGUAUUGGCAAAUCAGAGGUGAAUAAAGUGAUUCAGACUGAACAUGCCGGGUCCAAAGCACAUAAUUACGACGAUACUAUUCCUCCAUUAGUUCAACAUAAUCAUUUUGAUGAUUCCAUAGCUAAAUUUUUCACUGAAUCAUUUCAAAACAAUCCCAAGGAGCUUACGACACACGAGCCAACGAAGAAGAAACAGAAACUAAGUGAGUUCUCCUACAAUUUACUUGAAAAAUCAACCGAAACUGCUGAAAUCAAAGAAAAUAUCUUAUAUGAGAAUAUCUUUAGGUUUGGUGGUGUAACUGCAUUUCCUAUAAAUAACACAUUGUUUAAAGACGAUGACGAGAUCUUAGGUAUACGAUUUGACGUAUUUUCCCAUUUUACUAAAAAGUUUCUGGCCCCUCAUUAUAUAAUACUUAAAAAAUUGGAGAGUAAUACCAAAUCUGCUACUUCUGUUAGUAAAAAAUGGUUUGUAUAUCGACACACCAUUCCUGUUUAUAUUUCUUUAAAAGAAUAUGAUCAUUUCUUAGUCAAUGAAGAAGAUAUAGAUUUGGGAUUAAGAAAAUUUGUCUAUUCGUUGAGAGAUCAUUUGAUUCAAAUUCAAUAUAAACACGAUCAAUUUGAUGCAUUGUCUCAGUUAUCAAUGGGCUCCAUCAAAAAUAAUGAUACCCAGGAUCCAGUGUUUGCCAAAAUUGAUAAAGAUCUUGAAUGCAAUCGUGUCAUAUUACAUAUUACCGAUGAGAAUAACCCAAAGCAGUUAACCCACGAAAUAGAGCUCAUGUGCACUAAUAAUAUAUGUCAAUCUGUUACCGUAAGAUUGACAGGAAAUAAAAGUGAUCAAUUUGAAAGACAAAUUAAUUUGAUCGAGAGUAUAUUAACAGACAUAGAACUUAAAACUAUAAAGAACAAAAUGAUAAAAGCCUUGAGCGUGAUGGUCGAUGAACUCAUGAUAUGACAGCCAAAUCCUUGUAUAAUUAGUGUAUCAAUAUAUGUUAGCAAUGUGCGU
Molecule: messenger RNA, 1254 nt
Organism: Hyphopichia burtonii NRRL Y-1933
Lineage: Eukaryota; Fungi; Ascomycota; Pichiomycetes; Serinales; Debaryomycetaceae
Gene: CTF5
Product: Ctf5p
Exons: 1
Coding region: 124-1203 (359 amino acids)
Cellular component (GO): Mis6-Sim4 complex; kinetochore
Source: RefSeq, a predicted model, not a curated record